Molecule: messenger RNA, 609 nt
Organism: Eucalyptus grandis
Lineage: Eukaryota; Viridiplantae; Streptophyta; Magnoliopsida; Myrtales; Myrtaceae
Product: E3 ubiquitin-protein ligase RNF144B-like
Exons: 3
Coding region: 1-609 (202 amino acids)
Biological process (GO): protein polyubiquitination; ubiquitin-dependent protein catabolic process; positive regulation of proteasomal ubiquitin-dependent protein catabolic process
Cellular component (GO): ubiquitin ligase complex; cytoplasm
Molecular function (GO): ubiquitin protein ligase activity; zinc ion binding; ubiquitin conjugating enzyme binding
Source: RefSeq, a predicted model, not a curated record
AUGCACAUAGACUGCCCUGUCUUAGGCUGUGGCGGCGUUCUGGAGCCAGAGUAUUGUAGGUCGAUACUCCCUCCGGAGGUGUUUGAUCGUUGGGGCAAUGCAUUGUGUGAAGCUCUGAUUUUGGAGGCGGAGAGGUUUUACUGCCCGUUUAAGGAUUGCUCAGCGUUGUUGAUCAACGAUGGAGGGGCGGUUGUGAGGGAAUCGGAAUGUCCGAACUGCCGGAGAUUGUUCUGUGCACAGUGCAAAGUGCCCUGGCAUGCAGGGGUGGAGUGUCAGGAGUUAAAUGAGGGGGAGAGAGAGAGGGAGGACAUAAUGUUGAUGAAGCUGGCUGAGAAGAAGCACUGGAGGAGGUGCCCUAAAUGCAGGUUCUUUGUUCAGAAGAAAUCUGGUUGCGCAUUUGUGAAGUGCAGGUGUGGAGUUGAAUUCUGCUACCGAUGUGGAGCCGAGGCAAAAUUGUCGCAUUAUUCAUGGCAGUAUAGUAUAUACAUCCUGAUGCGGGGAGCAUCAGGCUCGAUGGAACAAUUAUCAAGCUCAAGCUCAACUGGAAGCAGUUCUGAUCGAUGUCCAUGGCUGUUUGUUGAUUUUCUAAGGUGGUUAUUCGUCUCCUAA